GAACACAUUAAUCAUGGAGGCCGAGAUUUAAACAUUACUUUAAAAAUAAAGAGAUCGAUCCUCCCAAUACUGAUCUAAUGGCAAGCCCUAUCUUUCUCCCUUUGUAUGAAAAAAUACCACGUAAAAACACUUUGCAAAGGAUCUCGGAUAUAAUUAUCUUUUUCCUUCUCAUUUCUCUCCUUACUUAUCGUCUUCUCCACCUCAAAAACCAUGGAACCACUUGGCUCCUUGCCUUCCUAUGCGAGUCAUGGUUCACUUUCACUUGGGUACUAGUCCUCAACAUAAAAUGGAACCCUGUGAUAUUCAAAACGCACCCGGACCAUCUCUUGCAAGCUGCAGGGGAAACUGAUGAGCUUCCCUCAGUGGACAUGUUUGUGACAACUGCGGACCCUGUGCUAGAACCUCCUAUCAUCACUGUAAACACAGUGCUCUCUUUGUUGGCAGUAGAUUACCCAGCCCACAAGCUUGCUUGCUAUGUCUCGGAUGAUGGCUGUUCUCCUCUUACCUACUAUUCCCUCGUCGAAGCUUCAAAGUUUGCCCAACUUUGGGUACCCUUUUGUAAGAAGUAUGAUAUUCACGUUAGAGCUCCUUUUAGAUACUUUUCCAAUGAUCCCGUUAUAACGCUCAGUGAUAGCGCAAAGGAGUUCCAACAUGAAAGGAAAAGGAUGAAGGAAGAGUAUGAGCAGCUUUGCCACAAAAUCGAGGUUGCGGUCCAAAAAUCUGUGCCACCUUGUGAUUUUACUGGGGAUUUUGCAGAAUUCUCUGGUGUAGAAUACAAAAACCAUCCAACUAUUAUCAAGGUUACGUGGGAUAACAGAGAAGGUCUCCCAGACGGGUCGCCCCAUUUGGUCUAUGUAUCUAGGGAGAAGCGGCAUAAGCAUCCACAUCAUUACAAAGCGGGUGCCAUGAAUGCUCUUACGAGAGUGUCUGCAUUGAUGACGAAUGCUCCCUACAUGCUCAACGUAGACUGUGAUAUGUUUGUGAACAAUCCAAAAGCCAUUCUUCAUGCAAUGUGCGUAUUAUUGGGUUCCAAGAGUGAAUCAGAAAUUGCAUUUGCUCAGUUCCCGCAAGUUUUCAACGAUGGAUUAAAGGAUGAUCCUUAUGGCAAUCAGAUGGUGGUUCUACAAGAAUAUAUGGCACGUGGAAUAGCAGGACUUCAGGGACCAUUUUAUGGGGGAACAGGCUGUUUCCACAGAAGGAAAAUUAUCUAUGGUUUAUCCCCAGAUAACGUGGCUUCAGUAAAUGGAAAAUUGGUUGAGGAUAUAUUUUCAAAAAUUGGGAAUUCAAAAGAGUUGACCAAAUCAGCUAUUGAUGCUUUGGAAGGGAAGACAGGUACUCCAGCGAAUCAGAGUCUUCAGAGCCAUAUUGAGGCAGCAUCCAAAGUAGCUGAUUGUGGGUAUGAAUACGGCACUAGUUGGGGUACAAAGUUCGGCUGGAUCUAUGGAUCAACAACAGAGGACAUGCAAACUGGACUAAGGAUUCAUAAAAGGGGUUGGAGGUCAGCCUAUUGUACGCCAAACCCACCUGCCUUUCUAGGUUGUGCUCCCUCAGGCGGCCCUGUUACUAUGACCCAACAAAAGAGGUGGGCUACCGGUUUGCUUGAAAUUCUAUUAAGCAAAGGUUGCCCCAUAUUUGCCUCUCUCUUUGAAAAGCUACAGUGGAGGCAGUGCUUGGCCUAUGUAUGGCUCCUUACAUGGGGCCUACGCCCAGUCUUCGAGCUAUGUUAUGCAGCCCUUCCAGCCUAUUGUAUUAUUGCCGACUCCCAUUUCUUACCAAAGGUCCAAGAACCAGCCCUAUAUGUACCAGUUGCUCUCUUUCUCACAUACAACAUAUACACAUUAUCCGAGUACUUGAGAACUGGCCAGUCAGUGCGAGCAUGGUGGAAUAACCAGAGAAUGGCAAGAGUAACCACAUUGACUGCAUGGUUAUUCGGAUUUUUUAGUGUGAUGCUCAAGCUCUUUGGAUUAUCUGAGACAGUCUUUGAAGUUACACAGAAAGAACAGUCCAUUGAUAUUGGUGGUGAUGAUGAUGAGGGUAGGUUUACCUUCAAUGAGUCACCCAUUUUUGUGCCAGGGACAACCAUUUUGCUUGUUCACUUGACUACAUUGGUAGUGAGCUUGUUAAAGUUGCAACAUCCACCAGCUGAUCAUCAUGAUAUGCAUGGAUCAGGGAUAGGGGAGACUUUCUGUAGUGGGUGGUUGGUGCUCUUCUUUUGGCCAUUUUUUAAGGGGCUAUUUCGAAAAGGAAGACAUGGAAUUCCCAAAGCCACCAUAUACAAGUCAGCCACUUUGGCAUUUCUUUUUCUUUAUUGGUGUAAAAGGACUGCAAUGACCGGUUGAAAAUUUGGUCGUCUAGUUUCGAUAAUGUUUCAUCAUAAAUUUCCUUUGGGUCAGAUCACUUACGACACCUCGCAAUAUGUCUGGGAAUUGAUUUCCAUAUAAGUCAGACAAUGUCUCUAGCAUAUGCUUGUAGUCUGAAACUAUUGAAAUAAUAUGAAAUAUUCUUAGCU
This is a messenger RNA of Juglans microcarpa x Juglans regia, 2509 nucleotides long. Its product is annotated as cellulose synthase-like protein H1. NCBI's taxonomy places the organism in Eukaryota, Viridiplantae, Streptophyta, Magnoliopsida, Fagales, Juglandaceae. Gene Ontology annotation, molecular function: mannan synthase activity; cellulose synthase (UDP-forming) activity. Gene Ontology annotation, biological process: cellulose biosynthetic process; plant-type primary cell wall biogenesis. The record is from RefSeq and is a predicted model, not a curated record. The coding region runs from base 78 to 2339 and encodes 753 amino acids. The transcript has 9 exons. Gene Ontology annotation, cellular component: trans-Golgi network; plasma membrane.